Salpingoeca rosetta is the source of this 1074-nucleotide messenger RNA. RefSeq lists its product as uncharacterized. NCBI's taxonomy places the organism in Eukaryota, Choanoflagellata, Craspedida, Salpingoecidae. Bases 28 to 744 code for a protein of 238 amino acids. Gene Ontology annotation, biological process: carbohydrate metabolic process. The transcript has 6 exons. The record is from RefSeq and is a predicted model, not a curated record. Gene Ontology annotation, molecular function: hydrolase activity, hydrolyzing O-glycosyl compounds.
CUGCAGGCCUUCAACGAGUACGGCAAGAUGCGCGAUGCGCUGAACAAGACGGGCCGGCCCAUCUACUUCUCGCUGUGCGGGUGGAACGCGUGGUACGCACCCGUUGGCUGGUCGCUCGGCAACUCGUGGCGCAUCCACGGCGACGUCAACACGUGGGGGUCCGCCUAUGCUGCCAUUCGCACCAACGAGCUCCUCUACAACUACAGCCGGCCCGGCGGCUGGAACGACCCCGACAUGCUGGUUGGUAGCUCGCCUGAGGCCGCUGCCCACAUGAGCCCGCAGCAAAGCCGCACCCAGUUCAGCCUCUGGUCGGUGAUGGCUGCUCCGCUUCUCAUUGGAUCAAACAUGCUCAACAUCUCGUCGUAUGACGUGGAGACGUACACGAACCGCGAAGUGAUUGCCAUUGACCAGGAUCCGCUCGGAUAUCAGGGCCGCCCCGUCUACAGCACGUGCCCGCCCCCGUCCCUCGACGACAUCAACAACCCCAACGCGAUCAUCCCGCCGUGCCAGCAGAUCUGGGCGAAGAAGAUGGCUGACGGCAGCGUGGCCGUGAACAUGAUCAACUACGCCCUGGCAAAGACCACAAUCACCUGCCACGCAGAUUGCAUCAAGGCCAUGGGCCUCUCCGGGAAGGUGUCUGUGCGGGAUGUGUGGCAGCACAAGGACAUGGGCACGUUCACCUCCUAUUCCGCUGCUGUUGGCGGCAACGGCAACUCUGCCACGCUCAUCUUCAAGCAGGCCUGAUGGUGGUGAUGUGAUGCUGCACAUGGCCGUGCUGACCUGCUGCUCCCCAUGCGCACUUGGCGUGGUUUGCUUGCAUGCACGUGCCCACGCGUGUAUGGUCGUUUGCUCAACAACCGCUGUCUUUUCUUCCAGCUUCCCUCUUCCACCGUCAUUGUGGUGGUAUCAUGCUUUCGUGUUUCCUUCCCACGUCCACCCGCCUUUCGUCUUUCAACUUCCCCUUCCACCAUGCUCCUCAACCCCGUUUUCCUUUGAGUGCUGAGCUAUGUUUUACUUACAGCGCGACGGCCAGUCAACGUGGCACACACUCAGGCGUACACACAGCGACGUGCA